AGAUGUACAAUGAAUCAAACAUCUAUAACAGAAAUAGUCCUCAGAGGGUUUGGAAACCUACACGAUUUCAAGUUCUUCUUCAUCUGUAUGUGUCUUCUCAUGUACAUGGUAACAGUGAUGGGAAACCUUACCAUUAUCUUGUCGGUGUCAACCAGUUAUCGCCUCCGAUCUCCAAUGUUCUUCUUUCUUGGUCACCUCUCUUUCUCGGAUAUAUUGGUUACUUCCAAUGUUGUCCCAGUCAUGGUGAAUGUUACUUUGGCAGAUGGUGGUAGUUUGUUCCUCACAGGCUGUAUUGCACAGUUUUUCUUUUUUGGGUCUUUGGCAACUACCCAGUGUCUUCUACUGACAGCAAUGUCCUAUGACCGAUAUCUGGCUAUAUGUAAUCCACUGUACUACUCCGUUAUUAUGGACCACAAACUGUGCAUAUAUCUGGUUGUUGGGUGCUGGUCCCUUGGGUUUGUGUUAACCCUUAUUCCAAUAUUUUUAAUAAAGACAUUAUGGUUCUGUGGUCCCAAUGUCAUUGACCACUUCUUUUGUGACUUUGGACCUCUUCUAGAGCUGUCUUGCUCAGAUGUCUCCAUUGUAAAAUAUGAGGUGCUGUCACUCUCUGGGAUUGUUACCAUUGUCCCCUUUUUAUUUAUUGUGGUCACAUAUGUUUAUAUCUUUGUAACUAUCAUGAAGAUCACCUCCGUCACAGGGAGGCAGAAGACAUUUUCUACCUGUAGUUCUCACCUGGCUGUAGUAUGUACCUAUUAUGGGGCACUUUUUGUAAUAUAUGUAGUGCCUCGCAGAGGGUAUUCCACAACUGUCAACAAGGUAUUAUCUCUCAUGUACACUGUGAUUACUCCAUUAUUCAACCCCAUUAUAUAUGGCUUAAGAAAUCAAGAAAUCAAAACGGCCAUGCAGAACUAUUUAUGUGCUCAAAACAUGUGGUGGAAAUAA
Bufo bufo (common toad) is the source of this 942-nucleotide messenger RNA. Its product is annotated as olfactory receptor 1009-like. The transcript has a single exon. The record is from RefSeq and is a predicted model, not a curated record. Gene Ontology annotation, biological process: G protein-coupled receptor signaling pathway. Lineage: Eukaryota; Metazoa; Chordata; Amphibia; Anura; Bufonidae. The coding region runs from base 10 to 942 and encodes 310 amino acids. Gene Ontology annotation, molecular function: olfactory receptor activity; G protein-coupled receptor activity. Gene Ontology annotation, cellular component: membrane.